Molecule: messenger RNA, 2759 nt
Organism: Panicum virgatum (switchgrass)
Lineage: Eukaryota; Viridiplantae; Streptophyta; Magnoliopsida; Poales; Poaceae
Product: ATP-dependent RNA helicase SUV3L, mitochondrial-like
Exons: 2
Coding region: 81-2270 (729 amino acids)
Biological process (GO): mitochondrial RNA 3'-end processing; RNA catabolic process
Cellular component (GO): mitochondrial degradosome
Molecular function (GO): RNA helicase activity; hydrolase activity, acting on acid anhydrides; ATP binding
Source: RefSeq, a predicted model, not a curated record
CCGCCACUCGCGCGCCGCCUCUCCCUUUCCCUUCUUCCUCCGCCGCGCCGCCAUGUCGCCGGCCUAACCAAACCAACCCAAUGGCCGCCGCCGCCGUCGCCGCGGCGCUGCUCCGCCGCUCCACCACCUCCCCGCACCGCCGAAUCAUCCUCCCGCUCCUCUCCCACCUCCACCGCCCCUCGCCGCAACCCCCGUUCCCAUGGCUCCCGCCCCGGCAUCGCUUCUUCUCUUCCGCCGACACGGCCGGUGAUCCCAACCCGAAACCGCCGCCCCUUGACCCGAAGAAGCUAUGGAGCGAGCUCUCCGCCUGGGACCCCGACGCCGGCUCUUCCCGCCUCCCGAAGGCCACGUGGGACGCCGUGGUGGCCCUCGUCCGCGGCUUCGCCAAGAGCCCGGCCAUGUGCGACCAGGCGCUCGCGCUCUACGUUCCCUCCUCCACCUUCCCAACCUACGUCCGCCAAUUCCGCGCGUUCCUCCUCCCGCGCCUCUCCCGGGACUCAGCGGCGCAUCUCCUCUCCCUCCCUGCCGAGGAGGCGCACGCGCUCCUCCUCCCGGCCUUCGCCGAGUUCUGCAUCGCCAACUUCGCGGACGAGCUGAAGCAGCACAGGUCGGUGAUGACCGCCGCCGACCUCACGGCGCCGCACACCUGGUACCCCUUCGCGCGUGCCAUGCGCCGCCGGAUCGUGUACCACUGCGGCCCCACCAAUAGCGGCAAGACGCACAACGCACUCACCCGCUUCGCCACCGCCAAGUCCGGGGUCUACUGCAGCCCGCUCCGGCUCCUUGCCAUGGAAGUCUUCGACAAGGUUAAUGCCCUCGGUGUCUACUGCACCCUCCGCACCGGCCAGGAGGUCAAGGAAGUGCCUUUCGCCAACCAUGUCGCCUGUACUAUUGAGAUGGUGUCCACCGAGGAGCUCUACGAAGUUGCCGUGGUUGAUGAGAUACAGAUGAUGGCUGACCCCGUCAGGGGCUUUGCAUGGACACGCGCGGUGCUUGGGCUCAAGGCAGACGAGAUACACCUCUGUGGUGACCCUAGCGUGCUCAAGAUUGUCCAGAGGAUUUGUGCAGAUACUGGAGAUAAUUUGGAGGUGCAUCAGUAUGAGCGAUUUAAGCCGCUUGUUGUUGAGGCGAAGACACUUCUUGGGGACCUCAAGAAUGUUCGCUCUGGUGAUUGCAUUGUUGCUUUCUCACGAAGGGAGAUAUUUGAGGUGAGGCUGGCAAUUGAGAAGUUUACAAAGCACAAGUGUUGUGUUAUUUAUGGUGCUCUGCCACCAGAGACACGACGACAACAAGCAAAGCUGUUCAAUGAGCAGGGUAAUGAGUAUGAUGUGCUUGUAGCAAGUGAUGCAGUUGGCAUGGGGCUGAACCUUAACAUUAGGAGAGUUGUAUUCUAUAGCUUGGCCAAAUACAAUGGGGACAGGAUGGUACCAGUUCCUGCCUCACAAGUAAAGCAGAUUGCUGGUCGUGCUGGUCGGAGGGGCAGUGUUUACCCAGAUGGACUCACAACAACGUUCUUGAAGGACGAUUUGGAUUAUUUGAUCCAGUGCCUGCAGCAGCCGUUUGAGGAGGCACAGAAAGUUGGUCUUUUUCCUUGCUUUGAGCAAGUGGAAAUGUUUGCCAGCCAAUUCCCAGACCUUACUUUCAAUGACCUGUUGGAUAAAUUUCGUGAUAAUUGUCGCAUUGAUAAGACAUAUUUUAUGUGCCAGCAGGAAAGUAUCAAGAAGGUUGCUAAUAUGCUUGAGAGAGUCCAGGGGCUAUCCCUCAAGGAUCGCUACAAUUUUAUUUUUGCUCCAGUUAAUAUAAGGGAUCCAAAAGCCAUGUACCAUCUUCUGAGAUUUGCCACUCACUAUAGCCAAAAACGUCGUGUUAGCAUUGCAAUGGGAGUGCCAAGGGACUCUGCAAGAAAUGACACUGAGCUUCUGGACCUUGAGACAAAGCACCAGGUCCUAUCAAUGUAUUUGUGGCUCUCUCACCAUUUUGAGGAAGAUAACUUUCCUCAGGUGCAGCAAGCUGAGCAAAUGGCAAUAAGUAUUGCUGAUUUACUUGGAAAAUCACUUGCAAAAGCAUGCUGGAAGCCUGAAUCAAGACAACAACCUAAGCAGCAACGAGAAAACAAGGAUGAGCGCAAUGAGGAACAGGUAUCAAAUGACAGUGCCGAAGAUAUUUCUAAAGAUGGUUAUGAACGCCCAAAGGCACUUGCUAAGACAAUCAUGAGGAAAUGGCAAGAUAAGUUUAACCAGAACUCUCCUCCCUUGAACUUUGCUGCUUGAAAUUCUCAUGGGCUGAUCAGACGGAUGCUACAAAAAGAACCUGUUGAGCCAAGUUGGGACAGCUCGUACAACUCCAACUGCUUGCCUAUGGCAUGCCAUGGCUAUUUUCUUUUGGAGCUCAAAUUUGUUAUCCUAGAACGAAACUGAAGCCUACCAGUUGUGCUGCAACAUUUGCAUCAACAUGCCCCUAUUCCAAUGGCACCAGCCACCUCGGGACAACCAGCUGAGUAUUUGCUGUGCAAUAGUAGAUCGCACGGCAAGGAAAGGGUCAGGAAGUUAACUGCAGUUAAAUUAGUUACUUUGUGGUAUGCUACACUAUUUUUGUGGCUUUUUAGUUACCCUGACGCUCCUUGUACUGCCUGUACUCUUUGGAGAGCACAGUAACUUGCGACAUUUUUGCUUGGCACAGUAAUCUCCGGACUUGGGGAUUAACCAAGCAAGGCUGUAAUAAGGUUUUAGAGGUAUCUUGUUUAGGGGAGACAUUCUUUA